AUGGAGCAUUUUGGUAGCCACGAGCAAAGGAGACUAAUAUUUAACAUCAACGAAGGCCUCGCGGAGGUGAUCGGAAGGGCUAGUGAGCGCGAUGCGGAGCGGGUGGCGCGGGCAGACAACCUGUUCUUCGCCGAGCGCAGCCUGAGCAAGCAGCACGCCAUGCUGUACGUCAAGCGGUUUACAGGGCCGGGGGGAGCCCAGGACGGGGACGAAGAGAACAUCCGCAUCUGGGUGGAGGACCUCGGCAGCACGCACGGACUGGUGGACCUGCAGAGCACGGCUCGCGGGGUGUCGCAGCUGAUCGACCUGAAGAACGGUGAGCGGUUCGGGGUCGUGUACAUGGACAAGCCGAUCACCAGCACACAGAGCCGCGGAGCGCGCUUGAAGUUCCAGGUGAACGUGAUGCAGAAGCAGGGGCCGCUGUGGGAGCUGCUUGUGCGGGACGUGACGUUCGGGGACUCGCCUUGUAUCACCAAGGGCUCGCCCCUGGACGGCACGGACGGGUCGCUGACGCCGUACCACACAGAGCCCUCGUCCGACUGGAGCUACAGCGAGAUGUGGUGCGGGGAAGACAUGUGCCGCAUUCCUAGCGAUGUGGAGUGCUCGCACCAUGCGCACCAAAAGGAACGGAAUAUGCUACAGUCGAACUAUGUGGAUCUGCUGCAGCACCAGGAGGAGCUCGGUGUCCCCUCCAGCGCAGCAGAAAGCGACUUUGGAAGUCUGGACGAGCCUGUGAAGCUGUUGGAUGAGUACGAAAAGGGAAGGCCCUUGCUGCCAGAAGAGUUGCACGCCGGCCAGCAGCUGGGGCCAAGUGUCGGGGCGCGGGCGCCCAGGGGCGAGAAGCACCAGCGGGCACGUACCAUCUGGAGUGCUCGAUCGAUUUUAUUUGGAACGCUAUUUGGUUUUGUCAUCGGAUUCAUCUUUGGGGCUGCCAACCUCGAUUGA
Eremothecium gossypii ATCC 10895 is the source of this 945-nucleotide messenger RNA. RefSeq lists its product as uncharacterized. Lineage: Eukaryota; Fungi; Ascomycota; Saccharomycetes; Saccharomycetales; Saccharomycetaceae. The record is from RefSeq and is marked provisional. Gene Ontology annotation, molecular function: protein binding. The transcript has a single exon. Bases 1 to 945 code for a protein of 314 amino acids.